AUGACUGAACCUCUGCCCCUUGAUGUGCCACUGCACGUAAAGUACAUCCAGCAGCUUGAUGAGAAGAAGGAUCUGGCCUACCACCUGACUGAACACCUCCGCCUCAACGGCGUUUACUGGGGCCUAACAGCCCUGUGUAUCAUGGGGCACAAGGACGCGCUUCCUCGCGACGCGAUGAUUGAAUACGUGAUGGCGUGCUGGGACGAGUCAGCUGGCGCCUUCGGAGCGCACCCAGGGCAUGAUGCGCACAUCCAUGCGACACUGAGCGCGCUGCAGGUGUUGAUCAUGCAGGACGCACUGGAGCGAGUGGACGCACAGCGCGUCGUGGCGUUCCUCAUUUCCCUGGUUGGGGCGGACGGCCGCGUGGCAGGAGACGAGUUCGGCGAACGGGAUACGCGGUUUUCCUAUAUCCUAGUGUCGGCACUCUCGCUUCUAGGGCGACUCGAUGCCCUUGAAGCCGCGCAUGGUGGCAAGGGACGUGAGCUAGUGCUGGACAAUAUUGUGCGUAGCAUGAACUUUGACGGCGCUUUCGGUGCCGAGCCAGGAGCCGAGAGCCAUGGCGCACAAGUCUGGGUGUGCGUCGCUGCUCUCGCAAUACUGGGCGAACUCGACCGCGUCGACCGCGACCUCCUUGGGUGGUGGUUGAGCGAGCGGCAACUGCCCAACGGCGGACUGAACGGGCGCCCCGAGAAGCUUGAGGACGUAUGCUACUCGUGGUGGAACCUGGCGGCGCUGAGUAUCAUCGGCAAGCUGCACUGGAUCAAUCGCGACAAGCUUAUUUCGUUCAUCCUUGGGGCGCAAGACACCGAGGACGGAGGCAUUGCUGACAGGCCGGGGGAUUGGGUCGACGUGUUCCAUACCGUCUUUGGACUCGCCGGCCUUAGUCUGCUCGGAUAUCCCGGCCUGAAGGAUGUGGACCCACUGUACUGCAUGCCGGCCGAGGUUAUUGCCGCCCGCGGCCUGAAGCGGGAAUACACUACGCGGCCGAGACUGGAGGCGUGGCCAUAG
Molecule: messenger RNA, 1008 nt
Organism: Cutaneotrichosporon oleaginosum
Lineage: Eukaryota; Fungi; Basidiomycota; Tremellomycetes; Trichosporonales; Trichosporonaceae
Biological process (GO): protein geranylgeranylation
Cellular component (GO): Rab-protein geranylgeranyltransferase complex
Molecular function (GO): Rab geranylgeranyltransferase activity
Source: RefSeq, a predicted model, not a curated record